AUGGCCUCAGAGAUGACUGACCUUCCCAUGGCUAAGGGCAAGGCGCCCGCCACCAGCGUAUACCCAUCUCCAGCAGAUGAGAUUAAUCACACAUUUGCUCAACCAUCUUCACCAGUCUUUGACCAACAGCAAGUCGCUCUAUCAAUGAGAAGAGAGAAUGUCACAUUGCCACCCAUCAAGAGUCUUAUCCACCAGAUGCCAUCGCCAUCCUCAUCUCCGCAAUUGGCGGUCGCACACUACAAAAGUUCAGCUGAUGCCCAUCUGACAUCACCGAACAAAUUCAACAGAAACCAAGAUGAUCCAUUGUUCCCUGAUCGACCAGCGACUUUUGACGAUGAUGCAAAACCUCAAUCCCUUUUUGGAAAUUCUGCUCAUCCCGUUCAGCCUGUCAUUCUACCUGAGCGAGACCAGCAGCUGUUCGCCCCUUCAUCACAACUCGGUCCUGGUGGCCUAGCUCGGCCUGUCCCAAUUGAGCCUCCUGUCCAGUGUGAACCCAUUCAACAUCCUCGCUCUCGAACAGAACCUGUGAGAAGCAGCCCUGAUGCUCUUAACAGUGCCAACAGCGGUUCUUCCAUCGGACGGUCAUAUCCACCUGGCAGAAAGCGAAAGCAGACACAGACAGCUUACGACAUCUAUAUGAGAAGACCAAUCUCGCCAAGCAUCCCAAGAUAUGGGAGAAACGACCUAUGGGCAAGGCAGGCUGCUGACCCCGACAGAUAUGUUGAACCGAUUCGUCAAGAGUGGCUGCAACAUUUCGAGGCUGUAAAAGCUACCUUGCCUCAGCCUACUUUCCCGAUACAAACACCUCCAGGUGUUCUUACUGAUCUGCAGCGGAUCUCGCCAGCCGAUGCUGCCAUGUUUGCCGCAAGACACGGUAUUGCAUUGGGAAGCAGACCUCAGCAGGAGAAGCGUAGAGUCGACAGUGGGCUUGAGAUGCCCCCACCGAAGCGGACGAGGAAGGUAUCUGCUGCCAAAGCACCUUUAAAGCCAUCUGUCUCGCCUCGCGAGGCACCACUGGAUGUGCCCAGCAAGAAGUUCCGACGCCGCUCAAAUGAUGCAAACAAGGCAAAGGCACCAGCUGAAAAGGUCACCCGCGACUACUCCAUCUAUAAUGAUUACUGCCCACCUAUAUCGACUUUGGAUAGCGAUCAGGUGAACUUUCCGAAUAUCGAAUGGAAGGCAACACCUCAAGAUGUGAGCGGUCACGAAGACUGCGGUCUCCUUCAUCCUAAGGAAAUUUCGAUCGUCUCGAAACUCGUCCUGACUCCUUCGGAUUACAUCUACAUCAAGCGUCGCUUCUUUGCCAACCGUCUUGAAUAUGCGAGAAAGGGCCAGUCUUUCAAUAUCAAUGCCGCCCAGCUGGCUUGCAAAGGAGCGGACGAACAUGGUAUCACCGGCAUCGACGUCAACAAAACCAGCAGGCUGCACAAAGCCUUCGACAAAGUCGGCUGGCUCGACGAGAAACACAUGCAGCCCUUCCUCUGA
Aureobasidium namibiae CBS 147.97 is the source of this 1485-nucleotide messenger RNA. RefSeq lists its product as uncharacterized. The record is from RefSeq and is a predicted model, not a curated record. The transcript has a single exon. Lineage: Eukaryota; Fungi; Ascomycota; Dothideomycetes; Dothideales; Saccotheciaceae. Bases 1 to 1485 code for a protein of 494 amino acids. Gene Ontology annotation, molecular function: protein binding.